Messenger RNA from Penicillium macrosclerotiorum, 1527 nucleotides. RefSeq names its product FAD-binding oxidoreductase. Gene Ontology annotation, molecular function: FAD binding. Lineage: Eukaryota; Fungi; Ascomycota; Eurotiomycetes; Eurotiales; Aspergillaceae. The transcript is spliced from 3 exons. Bases 1 to 1527 code for a protein of 508 amino acids. The record is from RefSeq and is a predicted model, not a curated record.
AUGAAGUAUCUUCUAUCCCUUCUGGGACUCCCCUUUGUCCUUGGUGUUAGCUAUGCAUCAGGCGCCGAUUCCUUGAUUGGCACAUCGAUCAGCACCUCCUUGGGGACGUUUGACUUGACCACUGGUGCCGCUUGUGCCUGCAAGAAGCUUUCAACCUUGUAUCCAAGUCAGUUUAUUUCUCCCAAUUCAUCAAGCUACGAGUCCCAGUCCACAUAUUAUUGGGAUAUUCGCGCGGAUCUGAGUCCAGCUUGUAUUUUCUUGCCGGAAACCGACUAUCAAGUUGCUACCGCUGUCAAGACCUUUGUCAAGUGUGAUGCUCAGUUUGCCGUUCGAGGCGGUGGCCACAUGAACUUCCCCGGAUCUAAUAAUAUCGAUGGUGGUGUUCUAUUGGCGUUCAAUAAUAUGAAAAACUUCAAGAUCAAUGAUGACACAAUCGAAGUCCAACCUGGGAUGACCUGGUACGAUGUGUACUCGGCACUUGAUCCAUACGGUCGGGCAGCUAUUGGUGGCCGUCUGAAGACAAUCGGUGUUCCUGGACUCACGCUCAUCGGCGGCGUGUCUUACUUUAUUAAUAAGUAUGGCUUUGCGAUGGACAAUGUCGCUAGCUACGAUGUGGUUCUCGGGAAUGGGACCCAGGUAGUUGCAAACUCGACCUCCCAUCCCGAUCUCUUCUGGGCACUGAAGGGCGGUGCGAACAACUUCGGAAUCAUUACUAAAUUUACCUUAAAGACCUAUUCUAUGCCACAUAUCAGUACCACCAUCCAGGUCUUCAACGAAAGUUCAGCCUAUGAUUUCACUCGGGCUGUCUGUGACUGGGCCACUGGUGACAGCGAAAGCCCUGUUGCUGCUGGAUCUGUGAUUACUACCACCUACAACGCCACGACAAAGGUCUUGGAACCGAUGAUCCUAGGCGUCCAGGCCGGCAUCAGUAAUCCGCCGUCUGAAUUUUCGAAUUUUACUGCUAUCGCGGGCGUCUCCAAGACACACAACGUUACCACAUCUAAGCAGUGGGCCUCGGGUCUUGACUCACCUAAGCAAAUGUUCCGUGUUAUGUUUGCUCAUCAUUCAAUGGUUCCUGACGCAGAUGUUCUAUACGGAAUGAUGCAGAAAUGGAAAGAGUCAGUUGAUGAAAUCGCAGAUGUUCAAGGGCUCUACCCGACAUUCGUGAUGAAUAUCUCACCUGCUAGCGCUGCCAGAGUGGCUAUGAAGAAUGGCGUGGGCAAUACGUGGGGUCUUCAAGAUGAGCCACUGAUCUGGUGGCAACUCAGCACCGGCUGGGAUCUUGAGCAGGAUGAUCUUCGUGUUGAGGGUUGGGCUCGCCAGUUAACAGAGCACCUGCAUGGAUUGAACAAGAAGAAGGGGCUUGCUAGAGAGUUUGUUUACAUGGGGGAUGCAGGCGAGUGGCAAGAUCCGUUUUCUGGCUUUGCUCCUGAGAAUGUUGAACGAAUGAGAGAGAUUAGAAAUGCCUACGACCCCAAAAAGACAUUCUCUAAAUUGAACUGGGGCGGUUUCAAGCUUGGCUACUAA